UGAGCGUGUACAUCAUCAUGCAUGGACCAUUUCGUCGACAAACAUCUACCUUCUUGUCUCAACUCGACGACCCCAGCGCACCUUACACCAGACACCCAUCACUUUAUUGAAGCAACGCAAACAUGCCACGAGUCCCUUACCGCUACCCAGCCCCUUCCACCGACGCCGUGGCCGACAGGAUCCGCGCAAGACGAGGCGCACGCGGGCUCACCCCGCUCGAUGGGAUGUUGCUCAACGCUCCGAACGUGGCCGAUGGGUGGAACACGUUUGUAGGAGGUCUGAGGACGAGGACGAGUUUGAGGGAUGAUUUGAGAGAGUUGAUGAUCCUCCGAGUAGCAGCGUGUAACAACGCAGCGUUCGAAUGGAUCCACCACGAACACGUCGCACGUAAAGCUGGCUUGUCUUACGAACAACUGGCUGUCAUCGGACAUGUCGCGGCUCCAUCUUCUUCCAACGACACAGACGCUUCUCAACCCGACCAAGCACGCGGGGAGAAGCUUUCGACGCUCCAAACUGCAGCCCUGGAUUUCGCAGACGCUUCCACCCGACACGUCCACAUACCCACCUCCAUCUUCGAGACGUUCAAGGAACACCUUUCUUCCGAGCUCCAGAGGAGCGAGGAACGCACCAAGGAUAUCAAUGGCGGAGAGGUUACGGCGGAACAACAGAUCGUGGAAGCAGCGGCGGUCGUAGGGGGGUAUAAUCUUGUCAGCAGGUUCUUGGUCGCGCUGGAUGUGGAUGAUAAGGCCGAGCUCUUUGUGCCUAUUCCUAGGGUGGAGAGGAUCUCCAUCCCUGUUGGCGGCUCUUCGAAAUCGGACUCCUUGCAUACGGUCGGAUCGGAACCCGGCUCGCAGGCUUCGCUGCACGCCGUCUACCUCCCACGUCAGGGGGAUCAGACGGACAAGACGUUGGUCUUUGUGAAUUCGCUCUUGACGAAUUAUAGGAUGUGGAGGUAUACCUGGGAGAGGUUGAAUAGGGAUUAUAAUCUGGUCUUUUAUGAUCAGAGGGGACAUGGGGGGUCGUACGCGCCCACCACCAAGGGCGAGUUCAACGAGGAAGGGGAUGGGAAGGAGGGAGGAAAGGAAAAGUGUACCAUGGACAUGCUCGCAGACGAUCUCCUCGCCGUGCUCGAACAUUUCAAGAUCGAAAAAGCCCACGCGGUGAUCGGGAUCUCGCAAGGAGGAGCUACCACCCUGAAUUUCGCCCUCCGGUACCCGUCCCGUGCGGGCAAGGUUGUCGCUGGCGCCACUCAAGCUAAAUCACCCGAAGCGAACAUCAAGGCGUGGGACGAACGUAUUCAAUUAGCCAGGGAGGAAGGGAUGGGCAGGUUGGCGGAUGUGACCAUCCCAAGGUGGUUUGCUGAGGGAUCGUCGUUUGACAAGGAUAGGGAUUAUGGCUGGUUGAAGCAAGGGGUCGAGGGGACGACGGUGGAAGGGUUCGCUUACAGCGCAGCGGCGUUGCAGGGGUACGACCUCCUCGCUGCGGGGCUCGUCGAUGCGUUGUCUAAACGUCCUGAGGGUACGACCAUGCUCCUGGCAGGGGAGAUGGAUGGGAAGCUUCCUGAUGGGUUGAAAGCUCUGGGAAGGGAGGUAGAAGAGGCAGGUGGGAGCGUCAGGGUCGAGGUCGUCCCGAGGGGAGGACAUUUGCCUUGCGUGAACGAGCCCGAGGCGUUCUUGGAUGUCUUGUGCGAGUUCUUGAAGGAGUGAAUGAACGUCUGCGAUCGGUGUGGAGUGAGGAGGUCUGGUUUUGUAGGUGGGAGAAAAAGGGCAGCGUGUAUAGAAGCUGUCAUCGUGAUCUUGUAUGAAUGGCGAAAAUGAUUCUGGAAUUU
Molecule: messenger RNA, 1828 nt
Organism: Filobasidium floriforme
Lineage: Eukaryota; Fungi; Basidiomycota; Tremellomycetes; Filobasidiales; Filobasidiaceae
Product: Alpha/Beta hydrolase protein
Exons: 2
Coding region: 123-1706 (527 amino acids)
Molecular function (GO): peroxiredoxin activity
Source: RefSeq, a predicted model, not a curated record